Brassica napus (rape) is the source of this 1629-nucleotide messenger RNA. Its product is annotated as transcription termination factor MTERF15, mitochondrial-like. Gene Ontology annotation, cellular component: chloroplast. The record is from RefSeq and is a predicted model, not a curated record. Gene Ontology annotation, molecular function: double-stranded DNA binding. The coding region runs from base 216 to 1541 and encodes 441 amino acids. The transcript has a single exon. Gene Ontology annotation, biological process: chloroplast organization; regulation of DNA-templated transcription. Lineage: Eukaryota; Viridiplantae; Streptophyta; Magnoliopsida; Brassicales; Brassicaceae.
CCUCUUCUUUUUAUUCAUUUUUGGUCAAAACCGUCAUUAUAUUAAAAACCCUAGAUAACCACCGAGAAUCUGAUCUAGUCGGAAACAUUCACCAGAUCGGUCGUCUCUGUUUGAAGAGUGAGUUUUCCUCUUCUGAAACUAUCUAUCUCCAAAUUCAAACAUCUAGUUCGGUCGGAGAUUCUGAAUCCUGUCCUAAAAAAACAUUACCUUUUGUCAUGUAUUCUUCUCUGUUACUCCACGGCAAAAAAUGUAUCGAACUUCAUAAAUCUUCUACCUUUAGAGUCAUCUCAGUGAAGCUUCUUCAAAAGGAAUAUCCUUUUCGCAAUCCCUUCUCCUCCUCUGCGUCUACUCUUCAAUCAGAUUCAGUUCUGAAUCUUCUCACAAGCUACGGCUUCACAUCCACUCAGAUCUCCAAAAUCAUCACCACCUACCCACGCCUCCUCACACUCGAUGCUAAGACAACCCUUCUCCCAAAGCUUCAAUCUUUACAAUCCAGAGGAGCUUCAACCUCUGAACUGACCGAGAUCAUCUCAAAAGUCCCCAAAAUCUUAUCCAAGAGAGGCACCAAAUCCACCGGAUUGUACUUCGACUUCAUCAAAGACAUCAUCCACAACGAUGGUAAGAGCUCUCAUUCUUCUACUACAACAGGUAAGCAAGGGAACAAGAUGAGAAACGUAUCGGUUCUGAGAGAUAUGGGAGUCCCUCAACGGUUCUUAUUCACAUUACUCGUCUCAGAGAGCCAGCCUGUCUGUGGGAAAGAGAAGUUUGAAAUGUCAGUCAAGAAAGUAGUCGAGAUGGGGUUCGAUCCCGCGACGUCGAAGUUCGUGCAAGCGCUGCACGUUUUCUACGAGAUGAGCGAGAGAACGAUAGAGGAGAAAGUUAACGUGUAUAACAAGUUAGGGUUUAGGGUUGAGGAAGUUUGGGAAAUGUUUAACAAAUGGCCUUACUAUUUGAAGUUCUCCGAGAGGAAGAUCACUCAGACGUUUGAGACGCUGAAGAGGUGCGGUUUGGGGGAUGAGGAGGUGGUGGCGGUGAUGAAGAAGCGUCCGGAGUGCAUGCGUGCGUCAGAGGAGAAGAUAAGAAGCUGUGUAGAGACUUUUUUAGGGUUGGGUUUUAGCGGGGAGGAGUUUGUGUCGAUGGUGAAGUGUUUCCCCACUUGUGUUGGUUUGUCUGCGGAGAAUGUGAGGAGGAAGGUUGAGUUUUUGGUUGGGGAGAUGAAGUGGGAGUUGAAGGAUGUGGUUGGGAUACCUCCGGUGCUUGGGUAUAGUUUGGAGAAGAGGAUGGUUCCUAGGUGUGGUGUGGUAAGAGCUCUUGUGGAGAAAGGAGUGAUGAGUGGAAGAGGAGGAGGAGGAUAUGGUGGGAUACCUCCGAUGUCGUCUGUUUUGGCGUGUAGUGAUAAGGUGUUUUUGAAUAGGUUUGUGAUGAAACAUGGGAGGCUGGUGCCUGAGCUGAUGGCUAUCUUUGAUGGUGAUAAGGAAAAGGGCUCACAAGGACGCACUGCAAUAAAGAACGUUAAAGGCUUGUGUGUUUCUGUGAGUUGAUUCUUGAUUUGUUUUGUUCUUUAGUCUCAUUAUAAUUUGUCAAACAGAUUUGAUAUUGAUAUGGUGAAUGUAUGAAAAGCUUGUGAGA